Molecule: messenger RNA, 1468 nt
Organism: Eutrema salsugineum
Lineage: Eukaryota; Viridiplantae; Streptophyta; Magnoliopsida; Brassicales; Brassicaceae
Product: F-box protein 7
Exons: 9
Coding region: 215-1288 (357 amino acids)
Biological process (GO): SCF-dependent proteasomal ubiquitin-dependent protein catabolic process
Cellular component (GO): SCF ubiquitin ligase complex
Molecular function (GO): protein binding
Source: RefSeq, a predicted model, not a curated record
CUAAAACUAAACCAAUUUGAUUCAAAAAAAAAACAAAACCGUAACUGAUUGAAAGUUAUUUAAUUGAGAAAUCGGUUUUGUUGUCAAAUAAUGUGAACCUCGAGAAGAGAGAAGGAGUCUCUGGUCCUAUCGUCUUUUAUUUUUCCCGGUAACAGAGACCGCCCGGGCGGCUACAAAACCGUUGAUUCCGAGCGUCAACCGUCGACCAGUUUCCAUGACUUCAGAUGCUCUCAAUAUACCUUCUGAGCUUGAAUCAGCGUUGCGGCUCAGGACUGUACAAUACUUUAUUACAAAGAGGCCUUGGCUUGAUCUCUAUGGAGUCCAUGUGAGGCCUGUGGCACCGUUCGGAAGCACAAGUAGUAAACCCUAUUUUGAUCCAGCAUUGAUUCAUCGUUCCUUGCCCGAUGAGCUUCUUUUCGAGGUAUUUGCUCGGAUGAUGCCUUAUGAAUUAGGAAGAGCAGCUUGUGUCUGCAGAAAGUGGAGGUACACCGUUCGAAACCCUGUGUUCUGGCGUAAUGCUUGCUUGAAAGCUUGGCAGACUGCUGGGGUUAUCGAAAACUAUAGGAUCUUGCAAUCCAAAUAUGAUGGAUCGUGGCGGAAAAUGUGGCUUCUAAGAUCAAGAGUUCGCACCGAUGGUCUUUAUGUGAGUAGGAAUACUUACAUUCGAGCUGGAAUCGCUGAGUGGAAGAUCACAAAUCCAGUUCACAUAGUUUGUUACUACCGCUACAUAAGAUUCUACCCUUCUGGCAGAUUUCUUUACAAGAACUCUUCGCAGAAAUUGAAGGAUGUUGCUAAGUACAUGAACUUUAAAGCUUCUAAAGCCGACUCUCUUUACAGAGGCACUUAUACAUUGUCAAUGACAGAUGAUAAGGUUAUAUCUACCUCUAACUGCCUAUUGGCUGGAAAAUCAACAACAUUACAUCUUCAUCAUUAUCUUGAAAAGAUGUUCCUUUUGCAGAUCGAAGCAGCUGUUCUGUACCCAGGGACACGCCCUACUGUCUUAAGGAUCCGUUUAAGGUUAAGAGGAACGACGAUUGGAGCCAAUAACCGGAUGGAUUUGCUAUCACUUGUGACAAGUGGUGUAAACGAUGAGGAAGUAAGCAGCACAGAAGAUGACAUUCUUGGUGUAGUUGAGAAUUGGAGGGACGAUGAAACUCACAAUCCGGAUAUACCUGCCGUCUCGCACAAGAGGGGAAUGACUCCGUUUGUCUUCGUACCUUUCGAAGAGGUUGACCAAUCGGUCUUGAACUUACCUCCGGAGAAAAUGGAUUACUUUGUCACUGGCUAAAGACACAUCAACUUCUCUGUACAAAAAAUAUGUAUCAUAGAAUAGUAACGUUUCACGUUUAUUUGAUUAUUAUGAUGACAACAUUAGUGUUUGUUGCUGUAAUAGCCAACUAUUAACAUUAUGUGGUUUUGUUUGUUACAAAAGAAGCUUUAUAAUGUAAUGUUUAUAUUUAUGUUUUUA